Messenger RNA from Teleopsis dalmanni, 2075 nucleotides. RefSeq lists its product as uncharacterized. The record is from RefSeq and is a predicted model, not a curated record. Bases 210 to 1751 code for a protein of 513 amino acids. The transcript is spliced from 5 exons. NCBI's taxonomy places the organism in Eukaryota, Metazoa, Arthropoda, Insecta, Diptera, Diopsidae.
AUAAGCGAAUUUGCUUUUCCAUUUAUUUAUUUUUAUUAUUUAUUGUUUUUUUGGCUGCAGUGGUUCGUUUGGUGUGAAUUGCGCAUUCUUUUUCUACUUUAUUUUUCUUUUUUUCCUCUAACAACGAAUCACAAUAACAAAACGACAAGCCACAAGGGAAUUUUUCGAUAGAAAGCAAAAAAAAGUGAAUCAACUUUUAAGGAAAUUCAAUGGGGAAUUCAACCUCAAAAGGCGAAUAUGUUGGUGACCAGUUCGAUGGCAAACAGAAAUCUUCAGCAUCAGCAAAUUCAAAUGAUGCAACGACAUCAGCUGUGACAACAGCUUCUGCCGCUGUCAUGCUAAAGGUUGAGCAGUCCAGUACAAUGAACAGAUCAGCCUCUGGCGCAGAUGUCAGCGAAAAAUUCUUAACACAACUAGUGCCAAUUGAAAAGCUAUCAAUACAACUAAAGGAGAGCUCUUCCAAGUUUGGUGUUAAUGGCAUUGUGGCUAAUGUGUUUGUGAACCAAGUAUUCCCUCUUUAUAAAGAUUUGGGUGAGCGUUUAUUUCGUUUAAUGCACAUAUCUUCAAAAGCAACCACAUCUUACCUUGGCACAGUGGCAUUUCGUCAACAAUGUGAGCGUUUUCUUGGCAUAAUGGACGACGCCAAAGUGUUAGAAUGUUAUGUAAAAAUGUUUGCACAAGAAGAUAAUCCUGACUUUAUUGAUAAAGAGGGCGUAACACGUCUUUUACUUACAUGUUAUACAAUAGCAAUGCAACAUUCAGGCAACGCAGUGCGUUGCCCUGCGUUGAAUCGCACAUUUGAGUCAGUGACCAAGAGCAUAUUCUUUUCACACGACUGCUUAAGUAUAGGCUAUGUGUCCCGUUGGUUUGAACAAAAUCUAAUACGUUUAGUGCUGCUUGUUCACAAAUAUUGCGUGCAUACGCUGUCUACAGCAUAUCGUGGCUUAGAGCAGCAACUAACCUCAUGCGGCAUAGAAUUACAAACACCAGUGUUAGAGCAACGAAAUCCAUUCCCCGAUUCAGUUGGUAAUGGUGGUGGUGAGGAUAAUGCUUCAUCAGCCCUUAUGCCAUUAUCACAAGCUUGGUUAUUAGCUGGUGCAUUGCCACCACUUUAUUCUAAACCGCAAACUGUUGCAUCUCCCAGUAGUAAUAAAGCUUCAGCAGCACAAAUAUUCAAAGAAAAGCUGUCAAUGAUGCCAUCACAUUGGACACUGCUUUAUGAUUCGAAUGAUCAUGGUGUUGGUGCCAAUCGCUUUUUGCAUCAUGUACUCGGCUAUCGUGGACCCACUUUAGUUUUAUUGCAUACAAAGGAUGGGCAAACAUAUUGUAUUGCCGCACCAAAUGAAUGGAAGGAAACACAUCUAUUUACAGGCAGUGAAGGGAGUUGUGUUGUGCAGCUAUUACCUAAAUUUGUGAUAUUAGAACAGAAACCGAACAUUUUAUACUUAAACACAAGCAUACGUGGUUAUCCUAAAGGAUUACGUGCUGGUUCCGAUCCACGAAAACCUAUUUUAUCGGUUGAUGAACAUUUUGAGAAAAUUGAUUGCAAAGGCAUUGCAGCAGUGUUAUUAUCUAUUGAGGUUUGGGGUUGUGGCGAUAAGACAUCACGGGAAGUGCAAUUGGAUAUUAAAAAAUGGCAAAUAAAAGAGGCGGAACGACAACGCACAGUUAAACUGACAGCUGCAGAUUGGAUGGAUCAUCCAGAUCGUUAUCUUUUAGAAUUGGGAGGUCGACAAAAUUAUAAUAAUUAAAAGUCGAAAAAAAAUAACUAAGUUGUAUACAGCCGAAAAAGACAUUUAAGUUGUUAAUUGUGCCUUCCUCUCUCUUCACUGCAAUCUUGGGUGAAUUGUGAUUGAUCCAGUUUUUAUUAAAUUUAAAUUUUUUUAAAAAUUACUUAAAUUUAUUUUUUAAUAUUAAAAAAAAUUCUUCAACUUAUUAAAAAAAAGAAAGUAUUUUACAAACAAUCCAGCCUAACUAUAAUUUUCCUUAAAUCUGUUUUCCUUUUGGCCACACAGUGAUUAUAUAUACGUAUAUUGCUAUAUAUGUAUAUUUUAAAUAGUAUUUUUUUUUUGUUA